Molecule: messenger RNA, 1104 nt
Organism: Ambispora leptoticha
Lineage: Eukaryota; Fungi; Glomeromycota; Glomeromycetes; Archaeosporales; Ambisporaceae
Source: the annotation of a GenBank genome assembly
AUGGCUUCUGGACAAGUGCAUUCAGUACUUUUUGAGGGUUCAGAAGUUUAUGAAUAUGGUACCACAGAUAACUUACAGUUUUACACCACAACAUAUGGAGAUCCCGCUUCAGGCUACGCUCCCUCAACCAGCGCAGCUUAUUAUCCUCCACAAAACGUUCAAACAUAUCCAAAUGCAGGUUAUCAUCCUGGGGGCACUGGAAGCUUUUGGAGUGCUUUUGGGACUGGAGGUUUUGCCGAUGAACCACCAUUAUUAGAGGAACUCGGGAUCAAUUUCGGACACAUAAAAUCAAAGAGCUUGGCAGUGUUGAAUCCUCUCCGGACCGUUGAUAAAAAUAUAAUGGAUGACACAGAUCUAGCAGGGCCUCUCUUAUUCUGUUUAAUAUUUGGAGUGUCAUUAUUGCUGACUGGUAAAGUUCAUUUCGGGUAUAUUUAUGGGGUAGCUGUACUAGGAUGGUUAUCAAUAUAUUCAAUUUUAAAUCUGAUGAGUGAAUCGGGAUUGGAUGGAUAUCGAACUGCUAGUGUAUUGGGAUAUUGUCUUUUACCUUUGGUCAUAUUGAGUUUAAUUGGCGUGAUGGUUCCAUUAAGUGGGCCAAUCGGUCUAAUCGCCUCUGGUCUCGCUAUCGGAUGGUGUACGUAUUCAUCAUCGACAAUGUUUGUCACCGUCUUGCAAAUGUCAGAGCAACGUCUAUUAGUAGGGUAUCCAGUUGGAAUGCUUUACGACAUCCAACGCCAGUUACGACAUCCGACUCCAGUUAUGACAUUCGACCUUAGUUACGGCAUCCAACUUUAUGUCGGACAGUUGCAACUUAUGGUCGGGCAGUUGCACCCCUACCCGAUACAAUACAUGGGUCAAAUAGCUGAAACUAUCAUUUCUAUAUACCCCCUGCCGAACAGUGUAUUCCCCCGGGGUACAAUUCAUGGAGGGGGAGAAACGGUUUCAAAAGCAACAUCAGCUGGAAGAAAAAUCGAUUUACAGAUUACACAUCGAGAUAAAAAUCAAGGAAAAAAUGUGGAGCUCAGUCAUUCUCGUAGAAUAACUUCUACCAAACUUAUUAAUGAUUGCAGUAAAUGUUUGAGAACCAAUAAAUCUGUUCUCGAUUAA